Molecule: messenger RNA, 970 nt
Organism: Centropristis striata (black sea bass)
Lineage: Eukaryota; Metazoa; Chordata; Actinopteri; Perciformes; Serranidae
Product: rano class II histocompatibility antigen, A beta chain-like
Exons: 4
Coding region: 11-811 (266 amino acids)
Biological process (GO): antigen processing and presentation of exogenous peptide antigen via MHC class II; immunoglobulin production involved in immunoglobulin-mediated immune response; peptide antigen assembly with MHC class II protein complex
Cellular component (GO): MHC class II protein complex; membrane
Molecular function (GO): MHC class II protein complex binding
Source: RefSeq, a predicted model, not a curated record
UCCGAUCAACAUGAAACUCUUCACGUAUCUGCUGCUUCUGUGUCUUUUCUCUCAGCCUGGAGUCGAUUGUGCGGCUGAUGGAGACGGAUACUUCAUGUAUAUUGACUUCUGGUGCUCGCUGAGCUCCAGGGAGCCGCAGCAGGUGGAGUAUCUGGUGGACUGGUACGUUAACAGAGAGUUUAUGAUGCAGUUCAACAGCACGGUGGGGAACUGGACCGGCUUCACUCCAGCAGGAUUAAUGUACGCCCCUCAGCUGAAUAUAGACGAGAAGGAGCACCUUCAGAGGGAACUGGAGAGGAAGCUGAUCUGUGUCGACCACGUCGGGUUGAUAUUCAACGCCAGUGAAAUAAACAUGGCCGAACCGACCGUCACUCUCGUAGAAAGCAGCGGCGCCGAUGACAUCACCAUGCUGGUGUGCAGCGCGUACGACUUCUUCCCCAGAAACAUCAGGGUCACAUGGCUCCGCGACGGGCAGGAAGUGACCUCAGGCGUGACGUCCAGCGAGGUGAUGAGUAACGAGGACUGGACCUAUCAGGUUCACUCUUACCUGGAGGUCUCACCUGGCGGGCAGGACCGGGUCAGCUGCAUGGUGGAGCACGCCACCCUCAGGGAGCCCACGAUUCAGAGCUGGGACUUCAGUCAGUCUGAGAGGAGAUACCUGGUUGGUGGAGUCUGUGCUCUGCUGGUGGGGGCAGUGUGUCUGUCCUGGGGACUGAUCCAGUACAGGAGGAAAAGCUGUGAUCCACGAUUUCCACCAUCAAAUUUUGAAACAAUUGCACUUUCGUCCAUGCCUGUCAAGACUUAUAUGUAAAAGCCAAGACAGUAAACGAGGCUUAAAACACAGAUGUUGCUGCAAAAAAGCUGCACAAUCUGACCAGAAAAUCCUGUUAGAUGCACAAUACAGUCAUCGAAAAAAUGAUUACACCUUGUUUUCUUCAAUUUCGUGUUCAUUUUGAUGCCUGGUACAACU